AUGUGGCGCCUGGUGCCCCCUAAGCUGGGCCGCCUGUCCCGCUCGCUGAAACUGGCGGCACUGGGCAGCCUGUUGGUGCUGAUGGUGCUGCACUCGCCGUCGCUGCUCGCCUCCUGGCAGCGCAACGAGCUGGCCGACCGGCGCUUCCUGCAGCUCAAUAAGUGCCCGGCGUGCUUUGGUACGAGCUGGUGCCGCCGCUUUCUCAACGGGCAGGUGGUGUUCGAGGCGUGGGGCCGCCUGCGCCUGCUGGACUUUCUUAACGUGAAGAACGUCUAUUUCGCGCAGUACGGCGAGCCCCGCGAGGGCGGCCGCCGGCGCGUGGUGCUCAAGCGCCUGGGCUCGCAGCGCGAGCUGGCGCAGCUCGACCAGAGCAUCUGUAAGCGGGCCACCGGCCGGCCGCGCUGUGACCUGCUCCAGGCCAUGCCUCGCACCGAGUUCGCGCGCCUUAACGGCGACGUGCGGCUGCUCACGCCAGAAGCAGUGGAGGGCUGGUCGGACCUGGUGCACUGCCCCUCGCAGCGCCUGCUCGACCGUCUGGUACGCCGCUACGCCGAGACCAAGGACUCGGGCAGCUUUCUGCUCCGCAAUCUUAAGGACUCGGAGCGCAUGCAGCUGCUGCUGACCCUGGCCUUCAACCCCGAGCCGCUGGUGCUACAGAGUUUUCCAUCUGAUGAAGGUUGGCCAUUUGCAAAGUACCUUGGAGCUUGUGGAAGAAUGGUGGCUGUAAAUUAUGUUGGAGAAGAACUGUGGAGCUACUUUAAUGCACCAUGGGAGAAACGAGUUGACCUCGCUUGGCAAUUAAUGGAAAUAGCAGAGCAACUUACAAACAAUGACUUUGAAUUUGCACUCUACCUCCUGGAUGUCAGCUUUGACAAUUUUGCAGUUGGUCCUAGAGAUGGGAAGGUAAUCAUUGUGGAUGCUGAAAAUGUUUUGGUUGCUGACAAAAGGCUAAUUAGACAAAAUAAACCCGAAAAUUGGGAUGUGUGGUAUGAAAGCAAAUUUGAUGACUGUGAUAAGGAAGCUUGCUUAUCAUUUUCAAAAGAAAUUCUUUGUGCUCGUGCCACUGUGGACCACAAUUAUUAUGCUGUUUGUCAGAACCUCUUAUCCAGACAUGCCACGUGGCGUGGCACUUCUGGAGGGCUCCUUCAUGACCCACCAAAUGAAAUUGCCAAAGACGGCCGACUGGAGGCCUUGUUGGACGAGUGUGCUAACCCAAAGAAGCGCUACGGCAGGUUCCAGGCUGCUAAGGAACUGCGUGAAUACCUAGCACAACUAAGUAACAAUGUGAGGUAGUCUAUGGUGAACUUUCCUCCCUUAAAUAGCACUGGCUAAUACUAAACCAACAAAAACUGUCUAGAAAAAGGAAAUUUGGAAGUAAUACAUUUGGAGGAUGAUAAAUGUGCACUGAUAGAUCUUAUAUUACAUCCAUCAAAAAUAAGACAUUAUUUCAGAAAUCAUAUGAAUCUUCUGCAAAUAAGUUUGCUCUUACACUUCGGAGACUUGAGCUUUCUUUGACUGCUUUGCCCCCUUGAAUGCCUGAGUGCAUUAAAAAAUAUCGUUAAGCUAUUGGAAAUGAAUCUGAUAGUUACAUUGGCUUGUGUAUCAAAGGGUACUUGGUACUUGACUUAGUUGCCAUUACUAUCAUGAUUUUGUGAAUCUCUUACAUUUUCUUUGAAUGUCAAGUUAGAUUGGCCUGUUUUAUAGGUCACUUUUUCCUUCCAAUGUAUAGUUUUUGUUUUUUCAUUUUUAUGUUUUGUAUUCAGUCUUACGUAUUCAGGUUACUGUAGGUGUUCAUUUAAAUUUGGGCUAGUUUUCAUUCAGUGCUAUGCGGUUCAUACUAACUUAGGCAGGAUUCCCAGGUUUACUGUGUUUUUCCAGAAAGCUGAAUGUUAUGUAAAUACUUUCCUUCCCACUUUCUGUGGUUUCACCAUUGCAUGAGGUCAUUUAAGGUUAUUUAACAGUUACAUCACUCUAUGCCAGUAAUUACAAGUAUACACUAAACAUGAGGUUGGCAUAUGUUGCAAAAUGUCAUUUAGUCCUUUAAAGGCUUUAAUAAGAGUAUAUUAUUAACUUUCACAUUGAUGUUAAUUUUGAGAGGAAAAAAAACCCAGUAUUUUUAAAAUGCUAACUCUAGUCCAAGAUAGUAAUGCAAAUGCCAAAGAAAUAUUAGACCUAGUCCUAUGGUUAGAAUUUAAAAUUGGUCACUUACUCAUUCUUAUUAUCCCACUUCCAAUAUUUUCUCCGUCAUUAUUAAAUUGAAAUCUCCCUGGUUAUUUUAUGUUCAAAAGGUAAGCUACCGCUUGUCAGUACAGAUAACUUAAAGAUAUUCUACCUGUCAUUCAUCAGUAGAUUUGACAAAGAUUAACGUGGUAGUCAUCAUCUGAGUUUGAUCGGGCCUCAUAAAUUUUGAUUGAUGAACUAGUAAUUUUUACUGUAAGCAGACAGUUUAGCUAGUGUGCCAAACUUGGUCUUCACUACCUAAUUGUUAAACAUCAGACAUCAAAAUAUAAAUAUGUGGGUAAAAAUUAACAAAUGUGAAAUUCGUGGGCUAUUUUAAAAGUUACAAUUUAUAUAUGUUGACUAUCGCUGACAGUGAUAUUUUUCUGUUUGAAAUCAUUAAUUUUGUUUAUGGAAAAGUUUGGUGUAGUAUGCAGUAUUUAGUUCUAGACUGACCUUAUUCUUAAUCAGAAAGUGAUUAAAAUAUGCACAACCAAAGCCAGGUUUUUCUUCUGUUUUUCAUUCAUUCAGCGACUAUUUAUUAAACAUCAACUCUGCCAGGCGUAUUAAUAGCUCUUACACACUGAACAUGACAUGGUUAACUUACUUUACAAUAAUUAUCAAAUACUUUAAUGUAGGUAUAUCUUAAGUUGAAAUAGCAUUCAUUAAGCUAAGAUGAUUUCAUGUUAUUUUAUUAUUAUGAUGGAAAUUCUAUUUGUACCAUCUGUAACUGGGUUGCUAUAAAAAAGAGCAGGAUGUUAUUAAUAAAGGUAAUCCCAGUUUAAAACUGGAUGAAGGGUAAGAUCUCUUCAUUAUAAAAUAGAUUGCAGUAUGUUAACUUUUAUACAUCAGUAUGUUGCAUAUUAUCAACUAGCCCUCAAACACUUAAGUGCUAGGAAUUUUACUAUGCUUUUUACAACUUUGAGGGAGUUAGGUAAAAUUUCUUGUCAGACAUUCAAGCCUCUUAGUCAAAGCUUCAGACAAAAUACACAUUUUCAAAACGGAGCACCUUUUAUAUUUGAUAAAGUGUUCAUUACAAACCUUAGAAUGCUGACCACAGAGGGGUUGCUUCUCUGUGGUCUAGCAAACAUCUUUUUGAAAGUGACUGAUCGCAGGAGAGGAAAUGAGAAAACAGCGCCGGUGGUGACUGCCACUUCAGGUGGUUUUUAAAACUGCCAUUCCCCUCCCGCUCCCCCAGAUUAUGUGGAAUUUCUUUUCUUUGGAAAAAGGUUGAGAAGAUGCUAGAAGAAUUAGGAAUUUCAAAUUACAGGGAAAAAAUGUGUAUGUGAAAAGCAAUAAAUAUUUUGUUCACUUUGCUAUCGAGAUACUCACUAUCAGAUAUUUAUUAUACAGCAGCAAUUUAUAUUUUUAAUCAUUGCCCAUUAAUAGAUGCAGUAAAAUAUUUUUGAAUCAGACAUUUGGGGUUUGUAUGUGCAUUAAAAGUUGUCUUUUGUACUGUAAGUUACUGUUUAAUUUGAAUAUUUUAUCAGAACUGUCUCCCUGUGCCUUUACAACAUAAAGUUGUUUCUGCAACUUUAAUGCUCUUAAUAAAGCAUACUUUAAGAAUCA
Messenger RNA from Artibeus jamaicensis (Jamaican fruit-eating bat), 3786 nucleotides. RefSeq names its product divergent protein kinase domain 2A (gene DIPK2A). Lineage: Eukaryota; Metazoa; Chordata; Mammalia; Chiroptera; Phyllostomidae. Gene Ontology annotation, biological process: regulation of phosphatidylinositol 3-kinase/protein kinase B signal transduction; cardiac muscle cell proliferation. The record is from RefSeq and is a predicted model, not a curated record. The transcript is spliced from 3 exons. Bases 1 to 1293 code for a protein of 430 amino acids. Gene Ontology annotation, cellular component: COPI vesicle coat.